AUGCUUCCAAUACCUUUUCCUCAUAGAUUUCAGAAAGUUAAAUUGGAUGCUCAAUUUGGAAAGUUAUUGGAGAUGAUCAAAUCUCUUUACAUGAAUAUUCCUUUUACUAAAUCCCUUUCUCAAAUGCCUUUAUAUGACAAGUUUAUAAAGGAGAUACUAUCCAAAAAGAGAAAGCUUGAAGAGUUUGAAAUAGUGUCACUAAUUAAACAGUUAGGUGCAAUCUUUCAACAUAAGCUCCCUUCUAAGCUUAAAGAUCCUGAUAGUUUUUCUAUCCCAUGUGACAUUGGCGAUUUUCAUAUUGAUAGAGCUCUUUAUGACCUUGGUGUAGCAUUGAGAACACCCAUUAUUCUUGGAAGACCAUUCUUGGUCACUAUUGGAGCCACUAUAGGUGUGAAGAAUGGAAAGUUAGUAUUGCAAGUCGGGGAAGAGCAAGUUAUUUUUAACUUGUUUGAUACUUCUACAAAACCAGAUGUAAUAUAUUCUUGUUUUCGAAUUGAUGUGACAAAAGGAUGUGAAAAAGAUGAUGUUGAAGUACUUUACAAAACAAAUCUAGUCAUUCUUCACACUGAAGAUGAACUAGUACAUGAUCUAGCUCCAUCAUCUCUCGAGGAUAAAAUUGCGGCUCUAAAGAUUAAAUCUAAGCCUCCCUCAUCCAAAGAUCAGUAG
This is a messenger RNA of Manihot esculenta (cassava), 666 nucleotides long. RefSeq lists its product as uncharacterized. Lineage: Eukaryota; Viridiplantae; Streptophyta; Magnoliopsida; Malpighiales; Euphorbiaceae. The transcript has 2 exons. The coding region runs from base 1 to 666 and encodes 221 amino acids. The record is from RefSeq and is a predicted model, not a curated record.